Molecule: messenger RNA, 1789 nt
Organism: Punica granatum (pomegranate)
Lineage: Eukaryota; Viridiplantae; Streptophyta; Magnoliopsida; Myrtales; Lythraceae
Source: RefSeq, a predicted model, not a curated record
GCAUUGCAUUGCAAUGCAUCCCUUGUGUGUGUGUCUGUCUGCCUGACCUCUGCAAAUUCCCAUUUUCAGACCUUCCCACUACCUCUUCCUUCCCUAUUUAAUACCUCGGACGGCUUCCAAGAAACAGGGCGGAGGCUCAGAACUCAAGAGACCCAUAAGAAGAAAGAAAGAAAGAGGGAGACAUACGGAGUCAGUGAGGAAAAGGAGGAGUUUUAGCAGCAGAAGGGGAAGAAGGAUUUUUUAUGGGGAACUGUUGGGGCUGGGUAGCCCCAAAACCAGACACUACCACCAGUGCCAGUGAUCUCAGCAAAGUUGGUACCUCCCAAGCAACAAUCACCGCAACGACAUCAUCCUCAGGCUCCAGCGGCGUAUCCCGAUUCAGCCAGUUCACGGCCUCAAGCGGGGGUGACCCUGAGAAUGCCAAUACCGGCCACAUCCUACCACUUCCGAACCUGCGGCAGUUUACACUUGCUGAACUGAGGGCUGCAACUAAGAACUUCCGAUCAGACUCGUUGCUUGGCGAGGGUGGGUUCGGGAAAGUCUUCAAGGGCUGGAUCGAUGACAAGCCUUCGUCAAAGAACGGGAAUAAUAGUGGAACGCCGGUCGCGGUCAAGAAACUGAACUCUGAUAGCGUGCAAGGGAUUCAAGAGUGGCGGGCAGAAGUAGAUUUCCUUGGAAGGCUCUCUCAUCCGAACCUUGUCAAGCUUUUGGGUUAUUCCAUUGAGGACCAAGAGCUGCUUCUAGUCUACGAGUAUGUGCAGAAAGGCAGCUUAGAGAACCAUCUUUUUGGAAGGGGCGCGAUGGUGCAAGCACUUCCAUGGGACAUAAGGCUUAAGAUUGCAAUAGGAGCUGCUCGAGGGCUUGCAUUCUUGCAUACGUCAGAAAAGCAAGUAAUAUAUAGAGACUUCAAGGCCUCAAAUAUAUUGCUCGAUGGGUUUUACAAUGCCAAGAUCUCAGACUUCGGCUUGGCAAAGACUGGCCCUUCAGAAAGCAAGUCUCAUGUCACGACGAGAGUAAUGGGCACUUACGGCUAUGCAGCUCCUGAAUACGUCUCGACUGGGCAUCUGUAUGUUAAGAGCGAUGUGUUUGGGUUCGGUGUUGUGCUGGUUGAGAUGCUGACUGGUCUCCGAACACUCGACCCUCGCCGGCCCAAGGGUCAGGAGAAUCUGGUCGAUUGGGUGAAGCCACUGCUGUCCAACAAGCGGAAGCUGAAGAACCUCAUGGAUGCCAAGCUUGAGGGGAAGUAUCCUUCUGCGGCUGCAUACCAGAUAGCCCAGCUUGCCUUGAAAUGCCUCGCUCUCGAUCCCAAGUCUCGUCCUUCCAUGGAAGAGGUGGUGGUAACUCUGGAGAAGCUCGAAUCCUCCCGUCCCGAGAGAGCACCGGAGCCCAAGGUCCGUCCAGCACGUCUGGGUCCUCAGAAGUCCGGUCUGCAAAAUCUCCACAAUCGAUCUCCUCUCCACCAGAGGCAGAACGGGAGCAUGGCCAUACCACAUCAAGGUUCACCCAGAAUGCGAUAACUUGUACAAUAAGAAACCUGGAGCAGGUAACUUGACAGGAAAGUAAUGUAGUGAUUUCGGACUAAUUGCUAUCUCGAAGCAUCUAGAACUGCAAAGCAUACUAUGAUCAUAUGGCUUUCAGAUCUAUCAGAGAUCCAAAUUCUUUAUUGCGUGAUUUGUCGAAACCAGGAAAGAUUUUCUAGUUGUGGUGAGGAGGAACAGAUUCCUCAGUGUAAAGAAAUUUCAAUCUGUUUUGCAUUUGCAGCAUAUCAUCGUGCCGACAUGUUUAUACA